UCAACUGUUUACCAGCUCUAAAACAGACGGAACUUUGUGAAAAAUUGUCAAAAGAGGGAGAAUUAAAAUAAAAUUAAUUAUUAAAAUCGAAACGACUAGAUCUAAUUAAUUUACUAGCAAAAAAUACGAAUAAGAAUAACCUAAAGAAUAGAAAAUAAAUUUAAAAAGAGUUUACACAAACAUGUUUUCUAAAAAUGUUUCGAGAAAUGUUUAACAUUAAAAAGUGAAACGAGAAAAGCAAGCAAAUACAAAACAAGAACGACCAAGUUGCCUGGCAAAGAAAUACGAAAAGGGGCACAACUAAAAACAAAGAGUGUAAAGUUCGCACAGCAGUGUCUGACUGACGUCGAGGCACAAGGUGUUUUUGGCGUAGCGUACCUACGUUCCGUUCCGUUUUUCGGUUUCUCUUUAUUUUGGGCAAACAAAAGUCUUUCCUUUUCUUUAUUGGGGAAGGCCUUUAACCUUUGUUAGCAUUUGCCAUUUGGUGUCUAAUUAUAGAUCAAUUCCCUAGGGAUUGGAAUUUUUUGUGUAUAGUUUCCUAUUGCCAAACCACUUUGGGAAUCGGGAAGUGCAAAGCACUCGCAACAUUAUCAUUUCCAACAAACUUCGACCAAAGACAUACCCUCCAAACCAACUGAAGUAGAAGAAGAAGCAUUCCACAUUGAGACUGCACUGAGAAUUCCGACACUGUCUAACAAAAAAAAGUACUACUACCAACUAUUUAUUACUACGACAACUCAUCGCACUGCACUAGAGGGAAGACCUUGAGAGAUCUGGCUUAUGGUUGCAAAUAAUCGCCAAAUCGCUCUGAUUGCCGUUUGCCGACGUUCAUUUAUGAUUGUGCAAAAUCACCAUCACCAGGCAGCCUAAGCAAAAUAGCCGACAACAACGUAAACGUAAACACUCACACACAUUGGGAUUGUGUGUUUUGAAAUUAUUAUUAUUGUUGUUUUUAUUACACAUCUAGAAGCUGGUGUGUUUGUGAUUUUUGUCUUAACUCAAUAAUUAUCAUCAGCUGGAAAUUAUCGUAACUCUAAAGCAGAGUGGAGGUGACGGGAAGAAAAGUUGCCUACCAAACGUAUUAGCAGCAGCAACAAAUCUGAAACAGUUACCCUAAGCCGACACAAUGUCAAUACGAACCAAAGUUCUUGGCAUGGUGGAUGUCAUUAUGCGUGUUCCACCAAUUUUAAUUAUAGAUGAAAUCCUAAGAAUUGAUAUGGGACUUUCCAGUAGCGGCAGUAGUAGUAGUGCUGGUGCUGGCGGUGGAGGAGGUGUUGGGAGUGUUGAUUCGACAGUAGAUGUUGUGGAUAGUAGUAAUGCUGCCGGUGUGGCGGAAUCAAUUGUUGCAGCUGCAGCAACGGCUGCUACCACAGCGAACGAUACCAACCCCGGUGGAGGUUUUUUAGGACAAAUGUUUGUUGACCUCGUCGAGGAUUUUACAAGUGAAACAUAUAUAUCGGACCUGCUCGGAUUAACAUCAGUGAGAUUUCUUAUAUGUCUGUUAGGUCUUAUAUGUGCUAUUUGUGUUGUUGUGCUUUGGACGAGGCAUUUGGUUGUGGUGUAUAUGUUUGUGAUAUCACUGGGUUUAACCUUCCUCUCACACUGGUCAAAUAUAACGGCUCUGGCGAUAAUCGAAAAAAGUCCCUGCAUACUGGAGGAUGUAUUGUCGAUGAACACAACACGUUUAAUGGAUACCGGUAGUGUUGUUGUGGCGGUAGCACCACAUAUUGUCGCUCAAUGGUUUAUGGGUAUGCUAUUUGCCUAUAUACAUUUGGGUCCACGCUACAAGAUGCUGCAAAAAAAGUUGCCAUUGAUUUUUGCCAGUCCCAUAUUACUAGCCACUUUGCCACUGAAACCCAGAUUAAUAAAAUAUCUAUCACUGCUGGCACAUACCAUACCAUUGAUAUUAACGAAAAUCACCCUCUUAACUAGUGCCAUGGAUGUCAUUAAGACUGUCUGCAAUGGCUAUAUGUAUGCCAUAAAUUUUAUAAGUAAUUUUGGUGUAUCCGCUUUGAUUGAGAACGAAUGGCAGCGGCUGAAUGUGCCAAGUGUUUUGAGAGUUUUCUGGAUCAUAAGAAUGACUCUUGAAUUCGUUUCAAUGAUGUUGCGCAAUGAAGUGAACUCUGGAAAUCUUUUACCCACCAUACAAUCGCUGCUCGUCAAUGGCUGUGGAACAUUAACGACUGUCUUGGGCAUGACAUCUGUUAUAUCGGUGAUAUGUGAUUACAUAGGCAAAGCUUUCCAAUGGUAUCUCUUGACAUUCGACAAUGAAGAAGAGAAAUCUCUGGGUACUGUGUCGGCAGUUUUGUUCUAUGUUCUGGCCCUACAAACCGGCCUAACAUCAUUGGAUCCCGAUAAGCGUUUUGUGCGUCUAUGCCGCAAUUUAAGUCUUUUAAUUACGGCAUUGUUGCACUUUAUCCAUAACAUUGUCUCACCCAUGCUUAUGUCGCUGAGUGCAGCCCGUAAUCCAUCACGUAAACGUCAUUUCCGUGCCUUAACCGUGUGCGUAUUCCUAGUCAUUGCUCCGAUUUGUCUGUUGAUCACACUGUGGAAACGUCAUUCACCGUCGACAUGGUUGUUGGCCGUGACAGCUUUUUCAGUGGAGGUUGUUGUAAAGGUUCUCGUUUCCUUGGCCACCUAUACCUUGUUCCUUGUGGAUGCAUGGCGUUCCACGUUCUGGGAGAAAUUGGAUGACUAUUUGUAUUAUGUCCGUGCUUUUGGCAAUUCCGUAGAAUUUUGUUUUGGUAUUUUGCUAUUCUUUAAUGGUGCUUGGAUAUUGGUCUUUGAGUCGGCACAAAAUGCUACAGGCGGCGCCAUCCGUGCAAUUAUGAUGUGCAUACAUGCUUACUUCAACAUUUGGUGUGAGGCUCGUGCCGGUUGGUCAGUGUUUAUGAAGAGACGAUCUGCUGUACAUAAAAUAUCAACGCUGCCAGAGGCAACACCGGCCCAGUUGCAGGCUUUCGAUGAUGUCUGUGCUAUUUGUUAUCAGGAAAUGCAUUCAGCCAAAAUAACCCGUUGCCGUCACUAUUUCCAUAGUGUAUGCUUACGCAAGUGGCUAUACGUUCAAGAUAGAUGUCCAUUGUGUCACGAAAUCAUGAUGUACACCGAUCGAACAGAUGAUUCGCACAAUAAUGUGCCACACCAGCAGGAUAUGGAUGCUCCAUUAGUUAAUCGUAAUAGAGAGGAUGUUGCCUUAGAAAAUGCACGAAGUCGAUCGACAGCUGAUGCCGAUAACAACACAUCAUCGUCGUCAUCAUCAUCAACGUCUGCAACAACAACAACAGUAUCUGCCAGUCUCUUGGCCACAGCUAGUGGCGUCGCUAGCGUAAGUUCUGGUCUAGUUAGCAGUAAUUUUAGUGCGGGUAGUGGCGGUUCCAGCGCUGCAUCACAUUCAUCAUCGUCAUCACAGAUCAAUACCACCGCACCGACAACAUCCAGAACAGCAGCUGUUGCUGCCACCGCCACAGCGGCGGCGAGCAAUUCAACGCAUAGUUUUCGGUUUCCAUCCGAUUUUGAUGUACAGGAUUAACUAUAACUAUAAUUUAAUGUAAUUAAAAUAAAACAAAACAAAAAAAAAAAACACAAAAAAUAAAUAUACUAUAACUACUA
Messenger RNA from Musca domestica (house fly), 3609 nucleotides. It is a transcript of the gene Trc8, whose product is annotated as protein TRC8 homolog. The transcript has 7 exons. Bases 1127 to 3529 code for a protein of 800 amino acids. Gene Ontology annotation, molecular function: ubiquitin protein ligase activity. Gene Ontology annotation, biological process: ERAD pathway. Lineage: Eukaryota; Metazoa; Arthropoda; Insecta; Diptera; Muscidae. The record is from RefSeq and is a predicted model, not a curated record. Gene Ontology annotation, cellular component: endomembrane system; endoplasmic reticulum.